CGUCUGACUGGCUGACACGCAAGCGGCGUUGGCUCAGAUUUCGCCACUAUCAUGGCGGCCUCCCCGGACAAGUACUCGGUGCUGCUGCCCACCUACAACGAGCGCGAGAACCUGCCGCUCAUUGUGUGGCUGCUGGUGAAGAGCUUCGAGCAGAGUGGAAACCAGUUUGAAAUUAUAGUUAUAGAUGAUGGAAGCCCAGAUGGGACACAGGAAGUCGCUGAACAGUUGAUAAAGAUUUAUGGAUCAGAUAAAAUUCUUUUAAGACCCAGAGCAAAGAAACUUGGAUUGGGGACUGCUUACAUUCAUGGAAUGAAGCAUGCUACAGGAAGCUUCAUAAUUAUUAUGGAUGCUGACCUCUCACACCAUCCAAAAUUCAUUCCAGAAUUUAUCAGAACACAGAAAGAAGGUAAUUUUGACAUUGUGUCUGGAACUCGAUAUAAAGGAAAUGGAGGUGUGCAUGGGUGGGAUUUGAAACGGAAAUUGAUCAGCCGAGGUGCCAACUUCCUAACUCAAGUUCUUCUGCGUCCAGGUGCAUCUGACUUAACAGGAAGUUUCAGAUUAUACAAAAAAGAAGUUUUACAGAAAUUGAUGGAGAAGUGUGUUUCAAAAGGAUAUGUUUUCCAAAUGGAGAUGAUUGUCCGAGCAAGACAACUGGGUUUCUCUAUUGGAGAGGUUCCUAUAUCAUUUGUGGACCGAGUCUACGGAGAAUCUAAACUAGGAGGCAAUGAAAUAGUUUCCUUUCUCAAGGGUUUACUGACUUUGUUUGCAACUACAUAAUAAAGAUAUCAUUCCACAUAAUUUUA
Molecule: messenger RNA, 803 nt
Organism: Elgaria multicarinata webbii
Lineage: Eukaryota; Metazoa; Chordata; Lepidosauria; Squamata; Anguidae
Gene: DPM1
Product: dolichyl-phosphate mannosyltransferase subunit 1, catalytic
Exons: 9
Coding region: 52-777 (241 amino acids)
Biological process (GO): protein O-linked glycosylation via mannose; dolichol-linked oligosaccharide biosynthetic process; GPI anchor biosynthetic process
Cellular component (GO): endoplasmic reticulum membrane
Molecular function (GO): dolichyl-phosphate beta-D-mannosyltransferase activity
Source: RefSeq, a predicted model, not a curated record